Molecule: messenger RNA, 2410 nt
Organism: Momordica charantia (bitter melon)
Lineage: Eukaryota; Viridiplantae; Streptophyta; Magnoliopsida; Cucurbitales; Cucurbitaceae
Source: RefSeq, a predicted model, not a curated record
CAGUGGGAUGAGGUCAACCCUGCUUCCGAGCAGUUCCUAGAUCCGUUUUUUGUAAGCACCCCUCCCUCUCUCUUCCAUUUCUAUCCUCUUUCUUCUGCUUCCAAAACCAGACUCCAACAUUUCCUAAUUUGACUUCCAUUUCUCUGCAGACUUUGUUCAUUUGUUUGUCCAUGACCCCAAAUGAGGCCUCACAAGCCCUACUCCGCCGGCGCCACCCACGCCCUUAAGGCCCUCAAGUUCAUCGCCACCAAGACCGGCUCCGGUUGGGCUCCUGUUGAGAAGCGUUUCGAUGAACUCACCGCCGCCUCCUACGGCCUUCUCCCCUCCUCCUUGUUCGGAGACUGCAUAGGAAUGAACAAAAAAUCCAAAAAGGUCGCCGGAGAAUUAUUCCGAGCACUGGCCCGGAAGCGCAACAUUACCGGCGAUUCCAUUAACAAAGCACAGCUCAAAGACUUCUGGGAACAGAUCUCCGACGACAGCUUCGAUUCCAAGCUUCAGACUUUCUUUGACAUGGUGGAUACAGAUGCAGAUGUAAGAGUCACGGAAGAAGAAGUCAAAGAGAUUAUCAAGAUGAGUGCCUCUGCGAACAAGCUUUCCACAAUUCAGAAACAAGCAAGAGAGUAUGCGGCCUUGAUCAUGAAAGAAUUGGACUCUAGAAAUGCUGGCUACAUCAUGAUUAACAACUUAGAGACUCUAUUAUUGGAAGCCCCGAACCAAUCGGUGCGAGUGGACAGCCAAGUUCUGAGUCAGUUGCUGAGCCAAAAGUUGAAGCCCACAAUCGAGAGCAACCCCAUCUUAAGAGCGUACGACAAGUUCCUAUAUUUCGUUGAGGACAAUUGGCAGAGGAUCUGGGUGAUGAUGCUCUGGCUCGGCAUCGUAGGCGGCCUAUUCGCUUACAAGUUCAUCCAAUACCGCCACAAGGCCAUGGUCGUUUUAAUGGCCAUAGCCUUCACAUUGGCCACUCCAUGGUUCAGGAGAAACAAGUUGAAUGUACCAAAACCCCUCAAGAGGCUCACCGGCUUCAAUGCCUUUUGGUACUCACACCACCUCUUUGUCAUCGUCUACGUCCUUCUCGUCGUCCACGGCAUCUACCUCUACCUCACCAAGGAAUGGUAUAAAAAAACGACAUGGAUGUAUUUGGCGGUGCCGGUUUGUCUGUACGGGUGCGAGAGGCUUAUAAGAGCUUUCAGAUCCAGUAUCAAGCCCGUGAAGAUUCUCAAGGUGGCUGUGUAUCCCGGAAACGUUCUCGCGCUGCACGUGUCGAAGCCACAUGGGUUCAAGUACAAGAGCGGGCAAUACAUGUUUGUUAACUGUGCAGACGUAUCCCCCUUCGAGUGGCACCCAUUUUCAAUUACUUCAGCUCCAGAAGAUGAGUUUUUGAGCGUCCAUAUCCGGACACUUGGUGACUGGACAAGGCAGCUCAAGACUGUGUUCGAGGAGGUUUGUCAGCCUCCCCUAGCUCCAAACCCCAAGUUACCAAAAAUAUUGAUGGACGGUCCAUACGGAGCGCUGGCACAGGACUACACGAAAUACGAGGUGGUGCUGCUGGUGGGGAUGGGGAUCGGGGGGACGCCGAUGGUGAGCAUAGUGAAAGACAUACUCUACAACAUGAAGGAGGAUGAGAGAGAGGCGGAAGCGGAAGCGGAAGCGGAAGCGAAUGCAAUGGAGAAGGGGCAAGCGCAAGGGCAGAGGAGCCGACAGGGGAAAGGGUUCAGGACCAGGAAGGCGUACUUCCACUGGAUGAGUCGAGAGAAGGGUUUGUCCAAGUGGUUCAAAUGGAUAAUGAUGGAGGUGGCAAAGAUGGACGAGAGGCGCGUGAUCGAGGUUUACAAUCACCGCACCAGUGCGUACGAGGAGCGUGACACCCGGUCCGCCCUCAUAGCCAUGCUUCGGUCCCUGCACCGCGCCAAGAGCGGCCUCGACGUUGUCUCCAGGCGACGUGUCAAGUCCCACUUUGCAAAGCCCAACUGGCGCCAAGUUUAUAAGAUUAUCACUCUCAACCACCCGCACACUCACGUUGGGGUGUUUUAUUGUGGGGCACCGRCACURAYGAAGGAGCUGAAGGAGUUGGCUUCCGAUUUCUCCCGCAAGACAUCCACCAAGUUCGAGUUUCAUAAGGAGAUCUCUUCUAGUUUUGAAUCUGAUUAAAAAAAAAAAUCUAUAGAGUAUUUUAAUUAGCAUUUUUAAGGGGCAAUAGCGCAGCCGCCGCGUUACCCCUCGAUUCUUUUUUCUUUCCUUCAACUUGUAUCUUUAAUUUCUUUUGUUUUUUUUUCUAUUUAAGUUUUUUUUUCUUUUGUCCAAUUAUAUAUAUACACACGAAAGUAAAUAUGUAAUGUAGUGAUCCUAUGUCAACCAAGAAAAUCUAAGUUUGUUGUGAGAUUGGAUUCUCCAUAGGGAGCUUUUUUUUUCC